Messenger RNA from Prionailurus viverrinus (fishing cat), 726 nucleotides. RefSeq names its product major allergen Can f 1-like. The transcript has 7 exons. Gene Ontology annotation, molecular function: small molecule binding. NCBI's taxonomy places the organism in Eukaryota, Metazoa, Chordata, Mammalia, Carnivora, Felidae. The record is from RefSeq and is a predicted model, not a curated record. The coding region runs from base 1 to 543 and encodes 180 amino acids.
AUGAAGGCCCUGCUCCUGGCCAUCGGCCUCGGCCUCAUCACCGUCCUCCAGGCCCAGGAUCCCCCGGCCUCGGGCGAGGACUCGACGGCUAUGUCAGGAAAAUGGUACCUGAAGGCCAUGAUCACAGACCGAGAGACAUCCCAGAAGAAGCUGGAGUUGGUGACUCCCAUGACCCUCACGGUUCUGGAGGGGGGCAACCUGAAAGCCGAGACCACCUUGCUGAUAAAUGGUCAGUGCAAGGAGGUGGAACUGAUCCUGGAGAAAACCUCUGAGCCCAACAAAUACUUGCUCUACGGGGGCAAGCGUGUCGUGUACAUCGAGCAGACAGAGGUGAAGGACCACUACAUUUUCUACUGUGAGGGCGAGAUCCAGGGGGAGCAGGCCCGAAUGGCAAAGCUUGUGGGAAGAGACCCCGAGAGCAACGAGGAGGCCUUGGAGAAUUUUCGGGAGUUCAUAAGAGCCAAAGGAUUCAACCAGGAGAUCUUCUCCCCCAAACAAAGCGACACCUGCCCUCCCGGGACAGAUCAGGAGCCAGAGGCGUGAGGAACGGAUCCACUGCAGCCCCGGGGCGGCACCACCAGGACCCUCUGUCCUGCACGACAUGGAAGGAACCCCUGCCCACCACCCACCGGGCCUGGGCUCGCCCCGCCCCUCCUGCCGCCCUCCCCUCCCCCGCCUCCCUGCCCCACCCCUCUCCUGUCCCCACAUAAAGAGCCUCUGCAAUCA